AUGAGCAAAAGUAAAGAUAAUAAAAAUCAACAAAUCAACGCUAAUGGAUAAAAACGUGACGGUCAACAAAGACGUGUCAACAUAUCGAGCCACAAGACAGAGGUUUUCCACUCAGCCGACCGACGAACUACAGGCCACGCUCAGCUUAAACAGUUUAACAGUUUUGUUCGCGUGGCAGUGAACAUCAGACUUCAAUAAACUCAAUGAACCUGGAUCAAAGACAAGAAGACAGGCCCAGAGUAUCGUCAUUUCUCAUAGAUGACAUUUUAGCACCACAGACUGUCCCUACAACACCACAAUGUCCCAGUGCUAAGCCGAUCGCAGCAGUAGAACAGCCCAGCUCUUCACAAAACUCCACGCAACUCACUGAUAACCGCUCACAUUUGUGUCCGCAACCCUUGGAUUCAACUUUGCUGACAUGCUACGGAUCUCCCUGUCAUGUGGCUCGGCACCCUUACUAUUGGAGACCCCCAUACACGUGUUAUUCACCAGCUCAUGGUUACAAAUGCAAUCACAGUGCUAAUUCUCCUCUCUACUGUGCGUCUUCAGAUCUCUUCAUUAACUGUAACAGACAUCCGUCAACUUCCUCAGAAUCUUAUACACAGUCUAUUCAUGAACAAUCACGGUCGCGAAGGCCUAGAAGACCCUGGACACGAGCAGUGUUUUCUAACUUACAGCGCAAGGGACUUGAAAAGCGUUUUCAGGUUCAAAAAUACCUGACAAAAGCAGAUAGACAUCAGUUAGCGUCUAUGUUAGGCUUGUCAGAUAAUCAGGUCAAAGUGUGGUUUCAAAACAGGAGAAUGAAAUGGAGGCAAGAAGCCAGAGAAUCUGUUACUAGUACGAACAAUGACACACAUGAUCUCGAGGAGGAAGAAACUUAGCAAAGCCUCCGACAACUUUAAAACUUAUUUAAUAAAGACUUCGUGCGCUGCGUCAAAAUUUAUGAAUCUCAUCAGCUGAUGGAGGAUUGUGUUUUACACCAAAGCCGUGAAUUUCAUGUGUUCAUGAGUUAACUGCUCUUUUCCAACAUUCGGGAAUUCUAAACAUUAAUUAUAACCUGGCCAUGACUUAUUUAAAUUGUCUUUUCAAUUUGAAAGAUGAGUUAGAUUUAUUAACAUUGCCAUGGGGACAAUAAAAAAAGGUUUUAGCUGCCUCUGCGUUCGUUGCACUUUUAAAGACUGUCGUUACGACUAUAUUUAACACGUCGUUUAAAUAUUCAGAAUGCAGGAGUCUUAGUCCGUAGUUUUACGACAGAUAA
Pocillopora verrucosa is the source of this 1258-nucleotide messenger RNA. Its product is annotated as homeobox protein DBX1. The record is from RefSeq and is a predicted model, not a curated record. Gene Ontology annotation, molecular function: DNA-binding transcription factor activity, RNA polymerase II-specific; sequence-specific DNA binding. Gene Ontology annotation, biological process: regulation of DNA-templated transcription. Lineage: Eukaryota; Metazoa; Cnidaria; Anthozoa; Scleractinia; Pocilloporidae.